AUGUCGGAAUUUGAUGCCUCACAGACCUCGUAUGAGGGCAGUUGCCACUGCGGACAGGUCGCAUUCACUGUGAAGGUCUCGCCACCCAUAGAAGACCAAACCUUGAAAUCUUGCAAUUGUUCAAUCUGUGAUCUCAAGGGCUAUGUUUUACUUUACGCUGCGCGGGACGAUGUGACUUUCCAAGAAAAUGAACCUAACGCUCGCAAGGAGUACCGAUUCGGCACCAUGAACUUCCCACAUGGCUUUUGCUCCAAUUGCGGAGUGAGUAUGUAUGCUCGUGCCGAUGGUGGAAAGUAUAGUGAUAUUAUUGCGGUCAAUGCGCGGACUUUAAAGGGAGUUGAUGUGAGCACACUCAAUAUUAAACAGGCUGAUGGGAAGAGUAUCGAGCUCUCUUAG
Molecule: messenger RNA, 396 nt
Organism: Penicillium nucicola
Lineage: Eukaryota; Fungi; Ascomycota; Eurotiomycetes; Eurotiales; Aspergillaceae
Product: GFA family protein
Exons: 4
Coding region: 1-396 (131 amino acids)
Molecular function (GO): carbon-sulfur lyase activity
Source: RefSeq, a predicted model, not a curated record